UUUCUUUUCUUUUUUUUUUCGGACAGAGAUAAAAGUAGUAAACCAGAAACCUCCUCCAAGUCUUGGACUUUUCUCUCUAGUCGGAACACUAGUAAGUCAACGUUAAAGUGGAGCGAGACUACGCUCCGAGCUGAAGAUAAUGCUUCAUUUGUGCACAUACAUUUUAUACUGCAGUCUCCAAUUUCUUUCUUCAGCAAUAAGAUCGCACACAGGUCUUAAUGAAACCAGCGCUGCGACCCAAUUUAAUUGGUUCAUUCCCUAAUUCUCUUGUAUCGGGACGUAAUUACGCUGCAACUAAUACACGUAGCGAGUAAUAUCGCAUUUAUGCACAACGAAGAAGAGCUGCCAUGAGCGAAGACCAAAAAAGCUGCUGCUUCACUUUUGGACGUUGCUUUUGGCGGAUGAUACCAGUCACGACUAUACACUAGUAGAGUUAAAGGAGCUUAAUUACUUAAAUCUAGGGCUUUGAAUUAAAACCACGAAGAUGUCGGUUGUCUUAGAUGGGCCAAUUUCACUUGCCGUGAGAAAAGUUGAGGAAGUUAGUGAAGCUACAAGUGCCAUUGUGUUCUUUGGACUUUGUAUGGUAUUGGGAAUUAGUACAAGGCAUUUACUUCGUGGAACUAAAGUACCUUACACAGUUGCUUUACUAGUCAUUGGAAUUGGACUUGGAUCUUUAGAAUUUGGUACAAAUCUCCGGCUCGGAAAACUUGGGGCUGGUAUUUGCUUAUGGGCAAGUAUCAAUCCGGAUCUUCUCUUGGCUGUUUUUCUUCCUGCUCUUCUCUUUGAGGGCGCUUUUUUAAUGGAAGUACACCAAAUCAAGAAAUGCAUUGGGAAAAUGCUUCUUCUCGCUGGCCCAGGUGUACUCAUUUCAACCUUCUGUCUUGGAUCUGCGCUGAAGCUUGUUUUUCCGUACAACUGGAGUUGGAAAACAUCUUUGUUGCUAGCGGGGCUUCUUAGUGCUACUGACCCGGUUGCUGUUGUCGCUUUGUUGAAAGAGCUUGGUGCAAGUAAAGAACUGACUACUAUAAUCGAUGGAGAAUCAAUGAUGAACGAUGGUGUGGCAGUUGUGGUGUAUCAGUUUUUUUUCCGUAUGGUCCUUGGGGAGAGUUUCAGUUUUGGAGAUAUAAUCACAUAUCUAACACAAGUAUCAGUUGGAGCUCUAGGUAUUGGUCUUGCUUUUGGAGUGGUAUCUGUUUUCUGGUUGGGGUUUAUUUUCAAUGACACUGUUAUAGAGAUUUCGUUGACACUUGCUGUGAGCUACCUUGCUUACUUCACUGCUCAAGAUGGCGCUGGUGUGUCAGGUAUCCUGGCAGUGAUGACUUUGGGGAUGUUUUAUUCUGCAUUUACUAGGGCGGGCUUUAAGGGUGACAACCAACAGAGCUUGCAUCAUUUUUGGGAAAUGGUUUCUUACAUCGGCAACACUCUCAUUUUCAUCUUAAGUGGAGUGAUAAUAUCUGAAUCUGUUAUACACAGUGGGAAUGAUUUCAUUAAGCAUGAAACUUCAUGGGGUUACCUUGUUCUUCUCUAUGUUUUAGUUCAAGUAUCCCGCUCAAUAGUUGUUGGAACCUUAUACCCCUUUCUUCAUUACUUUGGGUACAGAUUGGACUGGAAAGAAGCAAUUGUUCUUGUUUGGUCAGGCCUAAGAGGUGUUGUGGCACUGUCAAUGGCACUAUCAGUGAAGCGCGCGAGCGACACUUCAGCAUUUUUAAAUCGUGAAACAGGAGCUAUGUUUCUAUUCUUCACCAGUGGGAUUGUAUUCUUGACGAUCAUUGUGAACGGAUCGACGACAUCGUUCGUUUUACAUUUUCUGGGCAUGAAUAAGCUAUCAACCACAAAGAGACGCAUAUUGGAACACACCAGGCACGAAAUGAUGAAUAAAGCCCUUGAAGCCUUUGGUGGUCUUGAAGAUGAUGAAGAACUGGGACCUGCAGAAUGGCACACUGUCAGAAAAUAUCUUAGUUGCUUGAAUAACCUGGAAGAAGACCACAUGCACCCUCACAAUGUAUCCAAAAAUGAGAGUAAUAUUGAUGCUAAGAACUUGAAAGACACACGAGUACGCCUCUUAAUUGGAGUCCAAGCUGCUUAUUGGGGGAUGCUAAAUGACGGAAGGAUAUCCCAGAAUAUUGCAACUACUUUGUUAGGAUCAGUAGAUGAAGCAAUUGAUUUGGUAAGUCAUGAUUCUCUAUGUGACUGGAAGGGCAUAAAAUCACACGUUCAUUUGCCAAGUCACUAUAGAUUGCUCCAGAUGAGUGUAUGUCCACAGAAACUGGCGACUUAUCUCACAGUGGAACGGUUAGAAUUUGCGUGUUACGUGUGUGCUGCAUUUCUCCUUGCUCAUAGAAUUGCAAGGCGGCAACUGCAUGACUUUAUGGGUGACAGUGAAAUAGUUUCUUUAGUGAUUAAUGAAAGUGAAUCCGAAGGGGAUGAAGCAAGAAGUUUUUUGGAAGAGGUUCGUGCUACUUUCCCUCAGGUUUUGCAUGUUGUAAAACUAAGACAAGCAACAUAUGCAGUGCUAAAGCAUUUGAGCGAGUAUGUUGAAAAUCUUAAAAAGGUAGGGAUAUUAGAAGACAAAGAAGUGAUUCAUCUUCAUGAAUCGGUGCAGACUGAUUUGGAGAGAGUUUUCAAGAAUCCUCCUUUAGCAAAGAUGCCAAAGAUAGAUGAUAUGCUAAGAGCACAUCCUUUGUUGAGUGCACUUCCUUCUAUUGCACGCUUGCAUCUUCAAGAUUCGACUAGAGAACUAACAAAACUGCGCGGAGUAGCAAUUUGUAGAGAGGGAACCAUACCAAAUGGAAUAUGGCUUGUUUCAAAUGGGGUUGUAAAGUGGGAAAGUAAGAAUAUGAGAAACAAGGGUUCUUUACAUCCAAUAUUUUCACAUGGCAGUUCUUUAGGCCUGUAUGAAGUACUAAGCGGAAAGCGCUACAUCUACGACCUGAUCACAGAUUCUGUUAUUUACUGUUUCUUUGUUGAAAGUGAAAGGAUACUGUCUUUGCUCAAAGCGGAUCCUGCUGUAGAAGAUAUCUUGUGGCAGGAAAGUGUUGUAGUGAUUGCCAAACUCUUGCUUCCUCAAAUAUUUGAGAAGAUGGUUAUGCAAGAUUUGAGAUCCCUUGUGAUGGAACGGUCGCAUAUGAACAUUUACACGGAGGGAGAUAUUAUAGAAAUCCCCCCUCACUGCAUUGGAUUUCUGUUGGAAGGAACUGUAACAACCAUAACUGAUCAGGAGGAAAUGAUUACGUCUCCAGGAGUGUUGUCACCCAUAUAUGGAGAUUUAAGCUUUCUAAGUUUAGAAACAUCAGGUUCCAAGGCGGCAAGUAUCUAUCGUCGAGGAACUUCAUACCAGAUUGCCACAAGUGCUAGGGUGAUUAUAUUUGACAUGGCAACAGUUGAGGCUGACUUGCAACUUCAGAGAAGAACCUCUUCAUGGAUUUAUGCUGCAGAGGAAUCAACUAAAUGUCUGAGUAGAGAGCACAAUGUUCUAAAGAGUUCGCCUGAACUGUUGCAUGUACACACACAAGUUCCACACGGCAGUGUGGGUAGCAGCUAUGAAAAACCUACAGGUUCUCAGAGGAAGGAGCUGCAUAGCCAUUCAUAUACAAGGGUUCCAUCAACAGAGCAGCCACUUGAAAAUUCGUAAGAUCAGAUUCAAUUCGCCUGAUAAAAUUUAAGGAGAUAAAUCUGGUAAAGGAGAAUUCAUUUUGAGAAUUACUCUAGGGAAACGGUAAAUGUAUGAUUGUAAGUAACACUAGUCGAGUACAGAAGACAUAGACGUAGUCUAAGGAGGUCUUAUACAGAUUCCCAGCCAAUUGGCUCUAGUCAUACAACCCAUGCCUCCAAAA
This is a messenger RNA of Papaver somniferum (opium poppy), 3833 nucleotides long. RefSeq names its product sodium/hydrogen exchanger 8-like. Lineage: Eukaryota; Viridiplantae; Streptophyta; Magnoliopsida; Ranunculales; Papaveraceae. Gene Ontology annotation, biological process: proton transmembrane transport. The coding region runs from base 485 to 3631 and encodes 1048 amino acids. The record is from RefSeq and is a predicted model, not a curated record. The transcript is spliced from 2 exons. Gene Ontology annotation, cellular component: membrane; chloroplast envelope. Gene Ontology annotation, molecular function: sodium:proton antiporter activity.